AUGUCUUCGAGGCCCGGUUCACAUCGUCGCGCAACCGCAUCACAGUCUUCCAUUUCGUCUCCACUCGCGCAAGCUCCAAAAUUCUCUCUGCCGACUUCCACAUCAAGACCCGCCUCGCCCACUCGAAAACCACUACAUGAGCGCUCAAACUCGCAGAGCAAUCGAGCGGCGGCCCCAACCAUUCGCAUAGUCGGUGACAACGAAGUGUACUCCAAAUUUCCAAUACCUAGCGAACCCUCGCAGAUACUGCCCCCUCCCCGUCAUGCGCCGGGGUACGCGUUUGAGCAGCCGGCAUCUCGUGUUUCAAGUAGCAGUAAGGUCGCCAAUGCCAUUGCAAAGUUCGAGGCCACCAAAUCCCUCGAGCCCCAGACACCCCUACCACAACGCAAGAAAGCCUCAAGACAUUCGGCGUCGACUAGCAACUCGGAGGCUGAUACCCUUGUCGCAUCCUCCUUCACGCCCCCCUCAUUCCGCUUCUCUCGUGAGAGGUUUUCCCAAGCGAGCACGAGCACACUCCCUUCAUCUCCUCCACCUGAAUUAAGCGACUUUGAGAAGGGCCUGGAGGUACUUCAAGAAGAAGACUCUUCUGCUCCUCCAAAGCCCACUAUUCGUGCAGUGCCGCCUUCAUUGUCAGGUGGAGAGUCAGUUGCCAGUCGUACACGCGCAUCAUCACAAGCGGCAUCUGACGCAUCGUUUGCCUCAAGCACUCCUCUUGCCUCGCCAACCCGAUUCAGUAAUGACGGUGACUCGACGCCUGUCAGUCGACCGUUAUCGCAAGGCCACAGACAAACCCCAUCUUCUGGAUCCGAAACAGGGGAGCCUGCGUACUCUAGUGACAUUCACCAUCGACAACCUGUAUACAAGCCGUCCGUCGAGUCGUUUGCAUUUUCUGAUAUUUCAUCUACUAGCAUCGAACCAUCGCUAUCGACCAUUACCGCAUCACCAUCUCUUCAUGAAGCACAGACGGCUACCUUUACUAGUGGAGUCCGAUUCAACAAUUCCGUGAUCAGCUCACCGUCAAGCACCAACUUGCUAGCCGAUCAGAACACACCCGAUAUCAUUCCCCGAAUGACCGAUCGCGGAUAUGGACACCAAUGGAGCUCUACGCUUUCCACGAUACCCUCCCUGUCCGAGCGUGACUCGCGAUCCAUUGCAAGAGCCUCGCGGUCGUUUGGCGCAAGAUCGCAGUCCCAAGACAGCAUUGCUGGGAACGGUCGGACUGUUGUCAUGCGGAGAAGGGGUCAGACGGUUGGAAGCACAAACACAUCUUCAGAUUACGUCUCCUCGGACAGCUCGGAGUUUUCGCCAGUUCCCCUGCCGUUGUUCUCGCCCACAUCUCCAAUGCAUCGUCACCCUAGUGAAGAGAAGGAUUACAACAAUGAGCAUCUCGACACCAUCUCCCCAUUGCCACCGUCCGCUCCGCUCCGGAUGAAGACAUCGGGAUAUUUGCGAAGACAAAACAGUGACGCUGGGUCUACGAGCUCGUCCCGGCCAGGCUCGUCGCAAUCUGAUAUGUCGGGUUUCAUUGCCAACAACAUUCCAGCGUGGGCAAAGGCAUACUACCAACGAGGAGAACGAAUUUCCAUAGCUGGUCCCGAAUCUGAGUCUUCAGGCAGCAUACGAUUAGGGACAUCGCACAGCGGGCGGACGCGUACGCCUUCGGAAAGCAACUUUGCAUCAAAUAUCCAUCGACCACGCAACCGACCCCGCGAUCGAAGUUCACGGACUGACUCCGUGUCUUUUCCCGAGGACGCGCAGCCCAUGGAAGGGGAUUACUAUGUCCUCGGACCAGAUGGCCAAUUGACACGCUUGAGCCGCUUUUCGACACCGCACUUGCGAUCAGAUAACAGAGGCCAGCUUUAUAGCAUGUGGAAAGCUCCCUCCCUCGAUGCCGAUCUGGGGAAAACACUCUUCAGUCGUCAAAACAGGCAGAUACUAUUCUUCUGCCUAGGAUUUAUCUUUCCUCUGGCGUGGAUUAUCGCAGCUUUCUUGCCUCUACCUGUCGAUCCCGCUCUGGUAGACAUGCCCAGUCAAUUGGACCUCGAGCAACAGUUCGCCCAGCAAUUCAGGCAUGUUGACGAUAAGGCUUUCCAGAAGGCGAGGUGGUGGCGCAAUCUCAACCGUGUCAUGUCUGGUGUUGGGACGCUCCUCAUUGGAGUGAUCGUGAGUUCAUGUCUAAUGCUUGAGCCGGUGUUCUUCUCUAACAAGAUGCAGAUCGCAUUGGCAAUCCUCAUUACCCGAAUGAAUUAG
This is a messenger RNA of Dothidotthia symphoricarpi CBS 119687, 2250 nucleotides long. RefSeq lists its product as uncharacterized. Bases 1 to 2250 code for a protein of 749 amino acids. Lineage: Eukaryota; Fungi; Ascomycota; Dothideomycetes; Pleosporales; Dothidotthiaceae. The transcript has 3 exons. The record is from RefSeq and is a predicted model, not a curated record.